Molecule: messenger RNA, 1318 nt
Organism: Coniophora puteana RWD-64-598 SS2
Lineage: Eukaryota; Fungi; Basidiomycota; Agaricomycetes; Boletales; Coniophoraceae
Exons: 3
Coding region: 172-648 (158 amino acids)
Source: RefSeq, a predicted model, not a curated record
AUGGCCGCCUCCGUCCACGACCGCGACCGCGUAGAUGACCCCGGUCGCCAUCAACCCGGUCCCAGUCGAUCUCCAUCCAGCACCCCGUUGCCAACUCCCAGCUCAUCUCAGGUCCGCAUCGCGGACCCGACAAAGCCGCGCAGCCGAAAGGCCUCCCAGGACAACGUCGACAUGCUCGACGUCUCUGAUCCCUGGGGCACCACAUGGCACCACCAGUCCCCCUACGACGCUGGCACACCCGUCACCCCCUCCGCCCCAGACCCCCCAGAGGGCUCGCGUUCACGCCUCUCGAGCAUAAACGCCCCUCCAGGCCGUCACAAGACAGUCACGCCCUCCCCACUAUCCCAGUCCACGUCCGCCCUCCAUCUCCAGGUGCAGGAACCCACCGCCCACACCGUGCCACGCAAACUGAGCAAACGCCGGAAACCUGUGCUCGGAAGCCUCUUUCACUCGGAAUCAAACCAGCCCGCUGACGACGGUCCCCCUUCCGCUAAUGCCGGCUUGAACGGCCUGCCCCGGCGCCACUCCACCAUCGCACCCACCGUGCCUCCGUACGCGUCCUCUGCCGCGCUGUCGAUCCAGUCGACGACGACAAAGGCCGAACGACGCGGGAGCGUGCUCGGGCGUUUGCGAAAGAGCCGCAGAUAAUAUCGACGCCGACGGCGACAGCAAUCGCGCCGGAGAUCGCAGGUCCCGUCGGCGCUCUAUAUUGCCCGGUCCGCGUCCGCCGCCAGAGCACCCAGAGAAGGUGGUAGAGAAGAGAAAGAGCGCUGUUUCAUCGAAACAAAAACGCGUACCACCGCCCGCGCUCGACCCCGAGCUGGCUGCGGAGCUCGAGUCCUCGUCGGCUUCAGCCUCAGCAUCGCGCUUUCUCGACGACGAAAAGGACGACCAUCACUCGCUAAUCUCCUUUGACCCGCCCGAGAUCUCACCGAUCGGCCAGCUGAGGAUCGCCAAUCCAGACGCACCUAGCUCAGGGGCGCCGACGCCCGUCAAGCACAACGUGGCUUUGCCCGCCGAUGCCCCUUCUCCUGUUCCUGUUCCAGAAGUCAGGCGACUCGCCUCGGAGGGCCAGGAGGACGCGUCGCCGCCUCAAGGCGUGUCUACAGCCCAGACCCCCGGCCCGCCUCCGCCUCCGAAGCUGCCUCCCCAGCAGGACCAGCCGCACCGCGGUAUCGCGCGCGUUAACGCUGUCCAGUCGCCCCCUGCCGCCGCUGUCGCUUUCCCGCCCCCAACCCACCCCGUACAGAUCCCACCUCGGUCGUCCACAUCGCCGACACAGCCUUCGCACCAACAGCAACAAAGAUCGCCCCCGAAC